Pseudogymnoascus verrucosus is the source of this 5357-nucleotide messenger RNA. RefSeq lists its product as uncharacterized. The coding region runs from base 566 to 4426 and encodes 1286 amino acids. Lineage: Eukaryota; Fungi; Ascomycota; Leotiomycetes; Thelebolales; Thelebolaceae. Gene Ontology annotation, molecular function: protein binding. The transcript has a single exon. The record is from RefSeq and is a predicted model, not a curated record.
GUUAUUACGAAUGACGUUUUAUAAGUUCCAUGGUCGAAGGAAGCUAAGUCUGUUAUAGCGCACACGAAGUAGCCGUAGGGGGCAUCUAAGCAACCUGCUACUUCUAGCCAAGACACACCAACCGGGCCGCCCCGUCCCUAACCUUGGCUCACGCCCCACCUUUCUUACUUCCACUAUUGACCGUAAAUCCUCAUGGUCUAGACACCUGCAUUGUAAACCAUAACAAAUAUAGACCAGCGAUGAUGGAUCUGAUCAGCAAAGGAUGUGGCGCAGUACAGACGCGCGGUUGUGGCUUCAAUAUUACACCCAUGCAUGGGCGGUGGCUAUGCGUCAGCGUGGUAUUAAGAGGGCGCUAACCUGUGCCAGGCUGCAUGGGAAGCUUAUCUUUAGCCUCUGCCCCGCUAUACGGAGGGGAUUGAAGAUGGGACGGAUAUCAUAUAUAUGUGACGGAUAACUUGGCGAACGAGAGUUAUCUUAGUGAACGAGAGAGACAUCGGUGAACGAGCGCUACUUUGGCUAUCUCGUCGCAACAACCAACCCCACUCAAGACCAUCUAUUCACCUCAAUGUCCUUCGGCUGGUCCGUCGGCGAUCUAAUCGCCGGCCUCGAGGUCGCCAUCCGCAUCGCCACUGCCCUCCAAGAUGCCGGCGGCGCGGCCGAAAAAUACCGCCAAACAACAACCUACCUCCUCUCCCUCUCCACCGUCCUCUACCAACUCCACCCUCCCCCACCCGGCCUCCUCGCCAUCGCCCCCGACGUGAAGAGCGUGCAUUCCGCCUUACAAGCCUUCCACUCCAAGCUCUCCACCAAAUUCGAGAAGAGCCUCGGAAGCGUCCCCUCCGACUGGGUAGCGCGGGUGCGGAGUAGCCCUCGGAAAGUCGAGUAUGCGCUGUUUAUGGAGAAACAGGUGGAGGCGCUGAGGAUAAAGCUAGAUGUGCCCCUAAAGGCGAUUAAUCUUGCUCUCGGGAUCGCGAUACACAAGCAGGGCCGCGACAAUGGGGAGGUGGGGAGGGAGACGUUAGAGGAGGUCGUGGAUCUAAAAGCUGCGCUGCCGGGGCUGGAGAAGGCGGUCCUGGCGGGCGUGCAGGAUAUUGUUUUAGCAUCUGCGCAGCGCGAGGAGGCGGAUCGUAUGUACACCACCGUCGGGGCGUGGUGUCGCGCCGUGCCGGUGGCGGAUACGUUUCACACCCACCUGCGUGAGAUGGCGGCGAGCUCAUGCCAGUGGAUUUUCCGGCGCGAGGAGUUCAUGCGGUGGCGCGGCGGUGGGCCGCUGGAGGGACACCAACCGGUGCUGUGGAUUACGGGGAUUCCAGGGUCAGGGAAAACGAGACUGGCGACGCGGGUUGUCGAGUCCCUUAAGGGGGAGGGGAGCGCGGUGGCGUACUUUUACUGUGAUACUAAGGAUGAGGGACGGAGGAGCGCGUUGAGUAUCCUGAGGACCUGGACGUGGCAGGUGCUGGAACAGCGGCCGCAACAGUUGGGUGAGGUGGCGAAGAUUUGUGCAAGGGAGCCGGUGCCUGGGGAAGGAAGUAUGGAAAAGGCGCUGAUGUGUGCUGUGGCUGGGGUGGAGGGGUUGGUGUUCGUUCUGGAUGGGUUGGAUGAGUGCGAGGAGGAGACGAGGAAGAAGCUGUAUCCGAUUGCGGCACGGCUGGCGGCAACCGCUCGGGUGCUCAUCGUGAGUAGGGAGAUGCCAGGGUCCCAUCGGGCGCUGAAGAGUGCGCUGCCGCACGAAGGCGGGUUGGUGUUUUAUCGGAUUGUGGAUGGGGAUAAUACGGAUGAUAUCAACGAUUAUCUUGAGCGUGCGGUUAGGGAACUGGAGAUUGGUGAUGAAGAGGUGGAGAAUACUGUUAUUUCAAAGCUGCAAGAAGGGGCUAGUGGAAUGUUUCUGUGGGCAACGCUGAUGCUUGAGGAGUUGUCGAGCCCGCAUUUUUUCGCGGAGGAGUAUCUCGAGGGGUUGGACGACCUACCGGACUCAUUGGACGCGCUGUAUGCGAGGAUACUGACUACGCUGAAUGCGAGCUUGAAGACGAGAGACGUUACGCGUAAGCUCUUUCGCUGGCUAACUUGUGCAAGGCGGCCUCUAACUUUGCCUGAAAUCAGCACGACUCUGCUCAUCACGAUUGAUGAUGAGGUUUUGAAAUCGCGAAGCAGGAUGCCAGAUGAUAAGCUCAGGGAUACGUUGCUGAGGUACUGUGGAUCGCUGGUCGCCAUACACGAAUCGAGAGACGGAGGUAGCCCGACAGUCACUCUCGUGCAUGCGUCGGUGAAGGACUUCCUACUCGAACAGAGCAGCUCUAAGGAGGCCUUCGGAUACCUAAUCCUCGACCCUGAAGAGACUCAAGCCAUCCUUGCACAGGAAUGCUUGACGUACAUCUCAUACAACAACAUCGACUUCGAUCCCAACACCAUGCAGGCCGACGAACCCCAUAUGUCCUUUCCCCCAGCCGAGAUGGGCCGCCGCUUCGAGGUUUACAUGGAGCAAUACCCCCUCCUCAUCUACGCUUCCUUAAACUGGUUUCUCCAUCUAGUAAUAGCACCACGCGAUCGCACCUACACCUCCCUAACACGAUUCUGCACCUCUAUCCCUAAAACCAUUUCCUGGCUACAGGUUAUGCUCCGCUACCGCGGAGACCGCAGCGUAUACUCCUCUAGCCCGGGAUACGCUGACUACACCGGCAUCACAACACUCCCGCACGUCCUUCCCCAGCAUGGCGACGAACUCAACAAGUGGCUACAGCCAUUUCGCACCGUUUCAGAGGGGCGCUCGAAUCUCCCGCGAUACGUGCAGUUCAUGUACUGCGGGAUGGCGAAUGAUUUCCUGCCGAAGCUCAGCGUUGCGGCGUACUUCGACUACGCCGACUACCUCGAGGACUGCCUGAAGAAGGGAAUGGACCCCAAUCUCAAGAAUUAUAGGGGCAAGACGCCGAUUUAUGCGGCGGCUAUGGCGGAGUCGUUGGAUGCGGCGAAAGUUCUGAUCAAGCACGGCGCUGAUCCGAAUGUGAUCGGACCUGGAGGAGUAGUGGCGUUGGUCUCAGCCAUACGGCUGGAUGACUGGCGUAACGCCGACGCAGUACCCUUCCGCGUCGCCGAAUUCCUCAUCGAGUCCGGUGCCGAUCCAUGCUAUAGCAACGGAGGUCUCCUUGCUCUCGCAUGCCUCUGUGCUAGUUCGAAUGACACACACGUCGUCUCUCUCGUAUCAUGCAUGCUCAAGCAUGGAGCUACCAAAGUCAUAAACAUUGGGAAGAACCCGUACUGGACGGCACUGCACUGGGCGGCUAAGGCUAAAGCUGCGCGGCUCGUGGCUCUGCUCCUGGAAAAUGGGGCGGAGGUCGAUAUUGGGUUUGGAGGGGAUAGAGUGAAUGCGCGCAAGUAUGAGACGCCGCUUGAUCAGGCUUGUUCGAUCACACAGCAGGCGGAAGAUGUGGUUCGUAUACUGCUCGAGGCGGGGGCGAGUGUAGAUGCGUUGCAUCGAGAUGGCCGCACGCCGCUGCAUCUCUCGUGUCGUCAGAGUCUUUGGAUCUCAAAGUUGCUCCUUGAGCACGGGGCAAAUGUCAACGCUGUUGCUAAUGACGGUAGCCGUCCAUUGCACGAUGCCGUUAAGGAGUCUAAUAUCCCGCUCAUAGACAUGUUACUUGCUAGGGGCGCCGCGUUGGAUGUCAAGGACAUAGAGGGACGCACUCCGUUAGAUCUUGCUCUUGACGUCGCAACCCCCAAUACCAGAGUCGUCACAGCUCUUAUCGACGUCGGAGCUUCGGCUCCAGACAAUGCGUUGUGGGAACUAGAAGUUGUGAAGAAAGGGGAAGUGCGGAUUAAGAAACGGGAAAAGAGAGCGCAGUACUGGCCGCAACAGCCACGAGAUAUUUUUGAAACAUCCUGGAUUCUACAGCACCAUGCUACAUCUAAAGCUCUACCUCGAAACAUUGUGCUUCGCAUCCUAGAUCUUUCAAGAUACUGGCUCCGCUCGAUCAGCAACCGCGAAGAGCCCAUCGCUCUAAACGAUGCCACCUCCCGCCGAGCACCGCCCUACCUCACUACUGAACCCAUAAUCGGGCGCUCCCUCUCCCCUAUCCGCGAACUCAUCUUCGACGUCACAAGUCACGACCAGGGCUAUAGUUCCUACCCCGAGUGCUACGGGACCUAUGAUAACUCGUGGACAUACUUUGAGUACGGCGUUGCGACAAGGGGAGGGGGAGAGCAGCCGUUUGAUUACGAGGGCCUCGAUCGCAGAGUCUGCGUGAAUGUGCAUGCAAAGCAAGCGGCUACUACUCAUAGGAAGCCGAUUAGGGAUUAUAGAAACGAUGGUCUCUUGAAGAGAAUCAAGGCAGGUGAUCGAGUGCAGGUGUUUGCCCAGGCGAGGUUUCCAGGGUGGGUGAAUUACGUAGAGAGGGUGAGCAUUACGUUGUAUACGACUUGUCUAUUAGAUUAACGGCCUCUUACGUAGAGAAUUGGUUUUACGCUCUUACCCUUUACCUUCUAUUAUGUGAUAGCAACCAUCUCAACCAUGUCUCGUUUCGCCCGCCAGCCGUGUUUUGGAAAUGGUGCAAAAAAGGGGCAUCGUUCCUUCCCCGGAUAGAAGGAUAACAGAUUGCUUCCAAUCGCGUCACCGCCAACCUUACCAAUCAACACAAGCACUUCUCGCAAAGCCAAUACGCCCAAGCACAGCCAAGCACCAUCCGUCAACCACGCAGCAAAAUGCUUACGACGACUCUGUACUCUUGGACACGGCCUGUCCCCAAGGGGCAGAAACAUGUGGCACGACGGAGGCAUCGGAGCGGGGUCUGGGCGAGACUGCCAAGACUUGGCGGGCGCAGAGGGACAAGAGACUCCGCCCCUUUGCCCAGCCCGGCCCUCGAGAGCGGAAUUCCGACCAAGGACGGCUGGGCGUGGUUCCAGAGUCGGUUGGAGGGUCUUGGCGCCACAGCGGGGCUUGGUUAUACGGUGGCCGGACAUGGCCGGACAGGCAAAUGAGCAAGUUCUCGGACAUUUUGGCGGACAAAACGUGCACAAAAGUGCGCACGAGGGAUGAAAAGUCUUGGCACGGGCUGAAAACUGGGCACAGAGUGUGGUACUACGGUGACCAGAAAUGCAAGGUGGCGAAAUUGCCUCGGAUAAGCAGGAAUUUGUCUUGGCGUCAUGGGUUUUCUUGGCUCCUUGGCCCGACCAUGGGCCAAGUGACUCCGCCCUUGGCCUUUGUGUGGAAUGAGGAAAGUCUCAGGCGAGAGGGGCGGAGGGGCUUGGGAGCGGCGGAUUGGCUGGGCGAAGGAGGGGGUCUUGGCACCGGAUUCGGAAUUCCGCUGGAUUGGCUGGGCGGUGGGGACCGGAGUCAAUAUUGGCAUGGUUUGGCAUGGGAAGAGGUC